Anopheles darlingi is the source of this 2294-nucleotide messenger RNA. Its product is annotated as transmembrane 7 superfamily member 3-like. Lineage: Eukaryota; Metazoa; Arthropoda; Insecta; Diptera; Culicidae. The transcript is spliced from 4 exons. The record is from RefSeq and is a predicted model, not a curated record. The coding region runs from base 382 to 2115 and encodes 577 amino acids.
UCAAAACACAGGAAAAUUUUCCGCGUUUUUCGUGAGUUUUCGUGAAUUUUCGUGCAACCCAGAGUUCUCAGAGUCUCCCCCGCAACUCCCGCCGUCGUUCCCGUCGAAAAAGAAGCUUGGAAAACCGUAGAAAAAGCACAAAACCGGAGCGCGAAGAAAAACCAGAGAUUUGAUAGCCCUUUUGCUGAGAUGACCACCCUUUUUGUGGGCCUUGCAUUUUGAGGUUAUGCACGACGAAGGUGACCUUGAAUGAUCAGCUGUUGGACGCCAAAUCGGAGGACCAAUCAGAAAUCAGAGUCAGAAAAGCCGAUUCUUUUUCCGAAAAGCGUAACUCCAUGAAUUUAAUUGAACUUUUUCUCAAUAUAUUCCACUAAAAGCGCAAUGAGUAGAUUGAAAUCGUGGACGAUAUUGGGUUUUCUGGGGUUUUUCGUUCACGGAGGGGCAGAAAAACCGCUAAAUAUGCUCCGUGAUCCGAUCGAACUGAAAGUACCGGACAAUCUGAAGAUGAAUGAUAUCAAUGAUUACAGCGAAGUGGUCCUCCCGGCGUACUCUCGGACCACCAUCCGGUUGACGAACUUUUCGCUGGCCGAUCAUCCGAGCAUGGGCUACGCCCUCGUCCAGCUGAACGCCUUCGAAUUUAACCUAACGCUCAGCUACAACACCACGAUCGUCGACGGAGGCCACCUAACGGGGCAAAAUCUGGGUCUGCUGAUGUACGAGGAUGGCGAUCUGUAUGCCUUCAACUUGAACCCGCAGCAACCGGUGUGGGUCUCGAUAGUACUGAUGAUCUACAACACAUCCGCUCCGGUCCCCGGAGGCUGCAACCUGGAGUUUCCCGUCGAAACAUCGCCCAUCCUGAAUGUUACGCUGACGCCUGCCUCCAUCAUCGUCGACACACCACCGGCCUCUGUAGCGCUCCAGUUUCGGAAUAACUCCUCGAAUGCUUGCGGCAAAGCGCGGCUCAAGUACGAAUCAUACUACAUUCAGAUGGCCUCCCAUGAUUUCUCUCAGCGCUCCUACUUUACUGCCCUUCGUUCGCUGAUGGCUUAUGCGACGGCGAUAACGACUGGCCACCAGAACACGCUUAGCUCACCGCUGCAUGUAAACCGGCACGAGUAUGGACGGCAACCGGGUAGAGGCAUGGUGUUCGUUACCGUUGUUACCGACUCCGUCCAUCGCGGGUUUUCCCUUUACGUUCCCGGGCACACCUAUUCCUGUCGACCGUUUGAUGAUCAGUCCGAUUGCUAUGGUCUUAACAUUCCUUGGCGCAUGGUGGCGCUGUUGAUGACACUGUUGGCUGCCCUGGAAGUGGUGAUGGGUUGGUUACCAGUUACCGUCAAAUGCCCAGCUAUGAUCGGGUAUCUGAUGGUACUUCUAAGCAUUGAGGGACUACAGCAUUUAGGCACGGUAGUGUCUACGAGCGCCGUCACUGCAACGCUGAUAACCGCUGCAUUGGUGGGAGCUGCCAUUGGAUUGUUGCUAGCCGCAUUUGCACCACAAGUCGCUAAGGUUUUAUGUGCAUUUGCUUCGGGGUAUCUGAUUGUUAUCACGCAGCUUGGAUUCAUUAGUGGAAAUCUCUUCACCAUACCGCUUGUAUCGGUCUACAUGUGGAUCGUGGCGCUGGUGAUUGGUUUGAUACUGUCGCUGACUCUUCCGAUCUUGCUUGUGACCCGCUCGGUAAUCUUCGGUGCCAUUUGUAUCUUCUAUGGCGUGAAUAUGGUCUUUGGAGCACGACUCGACUAUCCCUUAAAGCAUUCCUUCCUGCGACUUUCCGUAUCGAACUACAGUAGCGUCUAUGUCGACCCCAUGCUAGACGAGAUAGACGGUGCCGCGCUAGCAGCGUUCAUAAUCAUUCUGAUCGUAUGUCUGUUCCUACGAUCUCGUUACCAACCGGAGGUGGUUCAGAGUGAUUUCAAAACUGCAUGGAGCAGUCGCCAUUCCUUCAAUGAUGCGUUGCAUACGAGCACUGUUAUCUCGGCGGACGACGUAUUCGCUUAUCAGCAGUUUGGCAACACAAGCCAUCCACCGGUCAUCACACGAUGGACUAGUGGUGAUGAUGAUGUCUUUGAAUCUCCAAGAAGCAAUUAUCGCUUUUUUCAGCGCCUGAGAAGAUGAAUCUACAAUGAAUCUACAAGCAACCACAGCUGUGGUUGUUUCUACCUGGAAUAAGUCUCAAUUUUCACAUGUUUAGAUAAGGUUUAAUGCCUUUUGCAUGUCCGCGAACCCGUAUGUUUAAAGUGUCGAACUGAUUUUGUGAAUAGUUUCCCUUGUAUUGAGGAAUAAAAAAGAUAAUA